Menidia menidia (Atlantic silverside) is the source of this 920-nucleotide messenger RNA. The record is from the annotation of a GenBank genome assembly. Lineage: Eukaryota; Metazoa; Chordata; Actinopteri; Atheriniformes; Atherinopsidae.
CACAUCAGUGCAUCCACCAGCACAUCAAACACUGAGAUAAAAAGAAAUGUCCUGCCUCUCUGCUUUCAUCUGCUGUGUCAUUCUUCUUGUUGUCAACCCUGGUCAUGGUUCGGAGAUUAUCAAUGGGAAAGAAGUCAAAAAGCACUCCUUGCCUUUCAUGGCACUGCUGGAAACUAAGACCCCUGCCUGUGGAGGAGUUUUGAUUGAUCCGAAAUGGGUGCUGACUGCAGCCCACUGCACUGACAUUCAGAAAGUGUUGCUUGGGGUGCACUCCAUCAAAGAAAAUGAGAAGGCCUCCAGGCAGGUCCUGACGGUAAAAAGACAUGUUCCUCAUCCCUGCUACGAUCAGAAUGACAAAGUCAACGACCUUAUGUUGCUAAAGCUGAGCAAGCCGGCGAAGCAAACCGACACAGUGAAAAUGUUCAAACUGAACAAGGCCGCCAAAGAGCCUGCAGCCGGUACCAGUUGCAUGGUGGCCGGGUGGGGAAAAACAAACAACAACAUCAAUCGAAUGUCCGACGUCCUGAUGUCCGUGAAUGUGACCGUGAUCGACAGGGCCAAGUGCAACUCUCCUGACUACUACAACCUCAACCCCGUCAUCACCAGCAGGAUGAUCUGUGCCGGGUCAGACGGUAAAAGCAUUGCUGAUACCUGCCAUGGAGAUUCAGGAGGGCCUCUGUUGUGUAACGGAGAAUUAGUUGGGGUCACCUCUUUUGGGCGGAGGUGUGGAGAGAAGAAAAAGCCUGGCGUGUACGCCUAUGUGACGGAGAAGCAACUCAAGUGGAUCAAGAAGACGAUGAGCGGUGCUGACAUGUAGCUUUCUCUUCGAAUACCCCUGUCUAUUAAAGUGCAUUCUUUAUUGUAAAAAAUCCUUCUACAUUUUUUUGUCAAAUGGAAAAUAAACUAUCAAACCUUUGACC